This is a messenger RNA of Penicillium bovifimosum, 4065 nucleotides long. RefSeq names its product PT repeat family protein. The coding region runs from base 1 to 4065 and encodes 1354 amino acids. NCBI's taxonomy places the organism in Eukaryota, Fungi, Ascomycota, Eurotiomycetes, Eurotiales, Aspergillaceae. The transcript has a single exon. The record is from RefSeq and is a predicted model, not a curated record.
AUGGCCGCCGUUCAAGAACCCAUCAUUCCCGAUAGCAAUGCGCUGCCGAGCGACAUGAGUGAAUCGACAGCUACACUGGUCGAUCCCGCCGCACAGGAACCAUCCAAACCCGAAGUCCCCAUGACUGCGGCCGAAAAGAAGAAGGCCAAGAAGAAGCAGAAGAAGCAACAGAAGCGCCAGGAGAGUAUCAGCUCUGUGGCUGCUGUGGAAGCUGAGAAGGUGGAGGAGGUGGUUCCUGAAACUAAAUCGACAGAGCCGGUGGAGGAACCUGUGGUGGAAACUCCCAAGGAGGCUGCCGAGGCAUUGGCUGAGGAGAAGUCUGCAGCUGAACCGGCUGCUGAAGUAUCUGAGACUGUUGAGAACACCGAGCCGGUUACGGAAGAAUCAAAGUCUGCCGAACCGGUACCGGAAACUAUCGCAGAGCCUGUUGAAGAAACCAAAGCGGAGGAGACCGUCCCUGAAGCUGCCGCGGAGCCAAUUGCCGAGGAGACCAAGGUCGAGGAGGUGGCUGAGCCAGUCAAAGAAGGAUCCAAGACCGAAGAUGUCGCGCCUGAACCUGCUGCAGAGCCGGUUGUUGAAGAAUCCAAGCCCGAGGAGGUGACUGAGUCCACCACCGAAGACAAGCCCGUCGAGGUCACCCCCGAGGCUGUCGCCGAGCCUACCAUCGAACAGACUCCCGCUGCUGAAGAGCCCAAGGCUGAGGAGGUGAGUGAAACCACCGAAGACAAGCCCGUCGAGCCCAUUUCCGAACUCGUUUCUGACCCUACCACCUUACAGACUCUCGCUGCUGAAGAGCCCAAGCCAGAGGAGGCUGCUGAGUCGACUACCGCGGACAAGCCCGUCAAGGAGACUCCCGCACCCGAGGAGCCCCAGACUGUAGAGGCUGUUCCUGUCACCCAGGAGACUCCUGCUGCUGAGGUUGCUGCCGAGGACUCCAAGGCCGCUGAAGAGCAGCCUGCCGUCGAAAAGGUCGUUGAGGCGGCUCCUGAGCCUGCUGCGGAGCCUGCAGUUGAAGAGACCCCAGCACUCGAAGCCGCAGUGGAGGAAUCAAAGCCCACCGAGGCCGUUUCUGAAACCGUCGCAGAGCCUAUCGUCGAGGAGACUGCCGCGGUUGAAGAAAGCAAGGCUGAGGAGACCGCUGAGCCUGUCACUGAGGAGAAGUCUGCCUCAGAAGAAAAGGCCGUCGAAGCUGUCCCCGAGGUCGCCUCAGAGCCUGUUGUCGAGGAGACUCCGACCGUCGAGGAGUCCAAGACUGAGCCAGCCAAAGCUAUCCCCGAAGUCGCCGCAGAGCCUGUUGUCGAGGAGACCCCGGCCGUCGAGGAGUCCAAGGCUGAGCCAGCCGUCGAGGAGGCCCCCGCUACCGAAGCCGCCCUGGAGGAGUCCAAGCCCGCCGAGAUUGUUCCCGCAAGCGCCGCAGCGGCUGUCGUCGAGCAAACCCCGGCCGUUGAGGAGCCUUCGGCUGUCGCAGAAACGGCGCCUGAGCCUGCCGUCGAGGAGUCUGCCGCGGCCGAAGAAAGCAAGGCUGAGGAGACCGCUGAGCCUGCCACUGAGGAGAAAUCUGCCUCGGAAGAAAAGGCCGUCGAAGGUGUCCCCGAAGUCGCCGCAGAGCCUGUUGUCGAGGAGACUCCGGCCGUCGCAGAGUCCAAGACUGAGCCUGUUGUCGAGGAGGUCACCGCCACCGAAGCCGCCCUGGAGGAUUCCAAGCCUGCCGAGAUUGUUCCCGCAAGCGCCGCAGCGGUUGUCGUCGAGCAAACCCCGGCCGUCGAGGAGCCUUCGGCUGUCGCAGAAACCGCGCCUGAGCCUGUUGUCAAGGAGGCCCCCGCCACCGAUGCCGCCCUGGAGGAAUCCAAGCCCACCGAAGAAGUGGCCGAGCCCACCAAGGAGCCAGUGACCGAGAAGGCAGUCGAGGAGCCUGCUGUGGAGGCCGAACCCGAGAACAGCGCCGACACCACCGCAGCUGUUCCCGAGGAGCCUGUCACUGAAGCCGCUACCGCCGAGCCAACUGCCGAGGAGGUCGUUGAGGCCAAGGAGGAAGUCGUUCCCGCACCCGCUGUGGAAGCCCCUGCUGAGCAGCCUGCCACCGAGGAAUCGAUUUCCGAGCCAGUCAAGGAGGCUGAAGCUGCCGAGCCGGUCGCUGAGCAGACUGUCGAAGCUGCUACGGAGUCCGUUGAGGCUGCUGCCACUGAGGCUGCUGUCACCGAGCCUGCUGUCACCGAGCCUGCUGUCACCGAGCCUGCUGUCACCGAGCCUGCUGUCACCGAGCCUGCUGCCACUGAGUCUGUCCCCGCCGUCGCCGAGGAAACUGUCGCUGAAAAGACCGAGUCUACUGAGACCGAACCUGUCCAGGAGACCACCGAACAGGUUACCGCAGAGGAACCCGUGGUUGAGGAGCCUGUGGCUGAAAUUGCCAAGGACUCGACUGCUGAGGAGGCACCUGUUGUCUCUGAGGCCGCUGAAGCUGCUCCUGCUGCGGCUGUGGUUGAGGCCGUCGAGAAGGCUAUCCCCGUUGAAUCUGCCGAGGAAGUUGUUGAGAAGCCUGAGGCCACCAAGGGGGAGGAAGUGACUGAGCAAGCCGUCGAGAAGCCUGAAGCCACCAAGGAGGAGGAGGUGACUGAGCAAGUCGUCGAGGAGCCUGUCGUUGAGAAGACUGUUGAGGAGCCCGUUGCUGAGACUUCUGUCCCAGAGCCGGCUGCGGAGGUCGCCCCCGCCCCCGUCGCUGAAGAGACUUCUGCCAAGGAGAUUGUUGCUGAGGAGCCUGUUGAGGCUUCCACCGAGACUCCCGCUGUUGCAGCUGACGAGCCUGUCGAGAAGGCUGAGGAGAAGCAGCCUGAAAUUGAAGCAGUUGCUGAACCAGCCGUCGAAGAGACUCCUGUUGCCGUCGAAGAGCCCGUGUCUCAGGAAGUGCCAUCUGCUGAAGAAAAGGUGGCCGAGGAGCCUAUCGUUAUGGCUGAGGCUGUUGAGACUGCUGUUGUUCCUGAGACCGUCGAUCCUGUCGCUGAGCCCACAGCUGAGCCAUCUGUCACCGAAAAGAAGGUGGCUGAAGAGCCUGUAGUCGAGACUGUUGAGGAUGUUGCUGCUCCUGAGCCCGCUGCUGCUGAGCCUGCCGCUGCCGAAGAGAAGGUCGCUGAUGAGCCAGUUGCCGUUGUUGAGGCUGUCGAGGCUACGGUUGCGCCUGUCGUCGAACAGACUCCUGAGGCGGCGCCGGUUGUGGAGGAGCCUGUUGUUGAGGAAGCUGCUGUCGAGGCACCUGUCGCUGUCGAUGCACCUGUCGCUGUCGAGGCACCUGUCGCUGCGGAGCCAGUGAAGGCUCAAGAGCCCGUUGAAGCGGUCAUCCCAGUAGGGGAGUCCGCCAACAAGGAGGUUGAGCCAGAGACCCAACAGGAAGAGACUGCUGCUGCACCUUCUCAUGAUGCUUCUGCCAAAGAAGAUGGCGGCAGUGCCGAGCUUGUCGAGGCCGGCGCCGCUGCCGCUGCAGCCACCGUGCUCGCCGGUGCCGGCGUGGCUGCCGUUGCUGCUCACCAGGAUUCUGAGACUGCAGCCGAAUACUCGAAAGAUCAGAAGGAUCUCAAGGCCGAGGCCCAGCCCGAAGUCUCCACAGCAGAAUCCCAGCCCGCAGACGGUAAGCCAGCACCGUUCUAUCUCUCCAACCAGCAAUCUGUCAUGUCGAUCGAAACUGAUCCUGUUCUUGCAGCGCUUGCAGGGGAUCGCGAAGCUCUGCUCAGCAAGCUGAACCAGCCAUCCACAGACCAGCUGGCCGCAUCCAGCCAGCAACCGUCGGUCGAGGCCGUCGAGCCCACCAAACCCACCGAAACCAGCGAGGGAACCACCGAGGGAACCACCGAGUCCGCUGCCAAGGCAUCAGACACCAAGCCUGCUGCCGACAAUAGCCUUGCGCCCAAGCAGAAUGAUGAGGAUUCUCGUCCUACGAGUCAGAAUCGGUCAGUUACAGCUGUUUCUCUAAAUGGUGCAACAGACAACUGGCUCAAAGCAAUCCUGCGCACCGUGUUUGUCAAUUUCUUUGGAGCCAUCUUUUCACCUUUCCGCCGUAACAAGGCCCCCAAAUAG